AUGAUUCCGACGUUGUCACUCAUCGUUGGCAUUCUGGUUGCCGCGCCAUGGAGUAUCACGGCGCAAGAGUACCCUAUCAUUGGAGUGAGAUCCGGUAUCAACAUGCGGACUGGCGAAAUGCCUAUCCGAAGGAAUAUCAACAACAUAUAUGGAGAAGCAGGACCACAAUGGGACUUAUACGUUGGAGCCCUCGCAGCCAUGCAGGAUGCGAAUGAGACCGAUCCCACAUCGUUUUUUCAAGUCGCUGGAAUUCACGGACAGCCGUACAUGGCCUGGGCGGGAGGAGGACCACAAACUGGGGCGGACGCCGGAUAUUGCCCGCAUAACCAAGAACUGUUUGGCACUUGGCAUCGCGGAUAUCUCUCGCUUUACGAGCAAGUGCUGGUCCGCUACGCCAAGCGUAUUGCGACGUCUUAUCCGGAACCUCAUAAGCGAGCAUACGUUGAAGCCGCAGAGAGUUUGCGCGUUGCGUAUUGGGACUGGGCGGCGGACUCCCAGGUCCCGCCCAUGACGGCGUUGCCGACACUUGUCAUCAAGAAGCCUGUGGGCGGCGCCUUGCAGUCAGUUGCGGUGCGCAACCCGUUUUACCGAUAUAAUUAUCCGAAGACGGCUCUUGAUGGCAGUUUUGGCAGCUUUGAUGGACAGAAUUACACGAAACGCUGUGUUGGGGAUGGUGAGAGUUAUCCCGAUACGGCAAAUGCGAAGCUUACGGGGUACAACUUGAAGGAAAAAGUGUACAAUGUCUUUGUGAAAGCCACCUCCUUCGACGAGAUGGUCACGGCCCAGAAUGAAGGCGCCAACUUUGAAGGACCUCAUGGAGAAGUUCAUGUCGGGGCCGCAUGCGGCCAGGAUCUUCUUCAUCUAUCAACCUCGGCUUUCGAACCUCUAUUCUGGCUUCAUCAUGCUAACGUAGAUCGCCUCAUCGCCUUCUGGCAAGCCCUUCACUUUGAGAAUGCCACAAUGCAUUUCUCUUACGCCUCAUCCCAAAUGUUCGCCACACCAUCUGGGACCACCGUCACCCCGCAGUACCCCUUGUGGCCAUUUGUAGGAUCGGGCGGUGGUCCGCUUACCAGCGAAUCGGUGACCCAUGUCCGCGAUUGGGGGUACACGUAUGCGCCGAUGAGGUUCUGGGACCAGACGCCAGGAGACAUCAAGAUGGCAGUAAGCAGGACGGUGAAUAGCUUGUACGGUCCCCAGGAGCAGCAGUCCUCCUCCAUGAGAACCAGGCGGCGCAAAAUGGCUCCGAGAAGGGAGUACGUCGCCAAAGUCGAGGUUGAGAGAAGCGAACUGGAGUUGCCUUGCCAAGUACAGCUCUUUCUGAAAGGCUCUAUGGCCGGAUCUUUCACGUUACUGGAUAUGCCUAGGCAAGGAAAGAGUUAUGACGAGAUUCCUCUGACCCGAGGUAUCGAGGCUGCUGGCUUGCGUGAUCUUUCGGUAAGUGGGGUUCUUGGAGGGAUUGAGGACGGGCUGGAAGUGGUCAUUAGCAAGCUGGAUGGUACAAUAACGCCUCUGGAUAGCGUCCCCAGCUUGAAGAUUGAAGUUGAAGACCAAGAGAUCGUCCCAUCGGACACCGUGGACCAACUCCCGACACUGGGUACCACGCGGAGUCGGCCCGCAAUGCUACGACCUCUGUCAGAUGACUACUAG
Molecule: messenger RNA, 1647 nt
Organism: Colletotrichum phormii
Lineage: Eukaryota; Fungi; Ascomycota; Sordariomycetes; Glomerellales; Glomerellaceae
Exons: 8
Coding region: 1-1647 (548 amino acids)
Molecular function (GO): oxidoreductase activity
Source: RefSeq, a predicted model, not a curated record